Molecule: messenger RNA, 5485 nt
Organism: Vespa crabro (European hornet)
Lineage: Eukaryota; Metazoa; Arthropoda; Insecta; Hymenoptera; Vespidae
Product: forkhead box protein N3-like
Exons: 8
Coding region: 435-1946 (503 amino acids)
Biological process (GO): regulation of DNA-templated transcription
Cellular component (GO): nucleus
Molecular function (GO): cis-regulatory region sequence-specific DNA binding; DNA-binding transcription factor activity
Source: RefSeq, a predicted model, not a curated record
AAUGUUCGCAUAACCAUGUGAUGACGUCAAAAUAUGGCGCCUUGAUCAGCUGGGUGUUGUGUAGUGCGUGCUUGAGAUGCCCGUCUUUAGAAAAUCAACCGAGACUGUCGUCUGUCUACUAAGAUACUUUCGCGUGCUUGUAACGUGGCUAGUUGUGAGAACUGCAUCGAUUUCGUCGACAUACGCAUCGUUCGGUGCAAUGUGUUCUCGAUAGCACCGCCAUUUUGUCGCUUGUUAGUGGAUAAACAAAUGACGAUGUCGUCGUGGGUACUUUGGGUUCGAGGCUAGGUGUUACAGGUAAUUGGGAUGCAUCAAGCAAAUGUACUUCGACAGACAUUAAUCUAAAAAAAAUUAACGUUGGAUAAUGAGACCAUUGAACAGUGAAAUCUGGCAGAACUUCUUUAAAAAAUGAUCAAGGAAGAACUCAACGCGAUAUGCCACCAGAUAGACCAGAUUCCACAGGUAUGGAAAGAGGAAUAGAGUUGAGAUCCAAUCAGAUUUUCAAUUUUCAAGAUGCAACUUAUACAACUAAAGAACGUAAUAAUGCAAAUGCGUUUGUAGAAUCCAAUUCGAGUUACGAUGUUCAAGAAGAAUUACCUAUCAAUGAAAAAUCUAUAGAAAAGAACAAUCAUUCAGACGAUGACUUAACUUCUCUCAGCUGGUUACAUCAACAAAAUUUAUUAAAGGGAUUAGAAAUAUCAAACCCCAGCAAGGAUAUCAAGAAUGAAAAUCUGUUGAAUAACAAUGUGUGCGACGAUAUUGCAGACUUCUCUGAAAAUACAAAUUCUGUUUCCAGUUUGGAUGAUAGUUACUGUUCAGAAAUUAGCAGUAAAAAAACAAAUUCUACAUCACAAAGCCAUGGACAGCAAAACUAUCAGCACUCGAAUAGGAAUUGCCAGAAGUCCAGUCAAGUGUUUAAUGACUGCAUGAAAGGUCAUUAUGAAACUUCUCCGAGUGAUCAAACAAAGAUAUCAUUGAGCAACAACAAUUUGCCAGUGUCAAAUCGCAACAAGCAUCCUACACAUAUCCCUUACGAUCCUCAUUUACAUAGAAAUAGUAAACCACCAUACUCGUUCUCCUGUUUAAUUUUUAUGGCGAUCGAGGACAGCCCUGUGAAAGCUCUUCCAGUUAAAGAAGUUUAUGCAUGGAUUUUGGAUCACUUUCCAUAUUUUAGGAAUGCACCUACUGGUUGGAAAAAUUCCGUUCGUCAUAAUUUGAGUCUAAACAAAUGUUUUCGUAAGGUAGAAAAAGCUCCAAAUUUAGGUAAGGGCUCAUUAUGGAUGGUAGAUGCUCAAUAUCGUCCAAAUUUGAUACAGGCAUUAUCUCGUGCUCCUUUUCCACCUCCAACUGCACAAAAUCUUUCUACUCCAGAAAAAAGUCAAAGGAAGAAUGCAAGUGCACGUCUUCCGGAUCCUGUCUUAUUCCCAUACCUUUCCAAAAGACUGGCAUCUAGCAAUAUUAGCGAAACUCCUGAAACAGAGGUAGACAGUGACGUGGAUGCUGCAGCCGCGGCUAUGCUUUCCUUUAAACACGGGCCAAUAAUAUUGAAUCACAAUAGAGAUCGCAAGAAAAAAAUAUUGGAAUCUGAAAAAUUAGUUCCUGUAAUCACAAGAAGUUCUAGCGAAGAUCAUACAUAUAGUUGUAUUACUUCCAUCAAAUUGGAAAACAAGUACUCAAACGAGGAGGUCUCUACUGAUUUCGAUGAGCAAAGGAAAAUAGCAGAAGGGGCGGAUGCGCUUCUUAAUUUAGCGGGCGUUAAUACGACACCCAAUAAUAACAAAAUACAUCACGUACAAGCUACGAAUCCUGUAUCAAAAUCAGAGAGCGUGACAAAAUCUAAAAGACGGUUAGUUUCGAACGAUUAUUCGAGCACAGCGGAGAAGAAACGUAAACGUUGGCGAGAGUGGGGCGAAGGAAAUCGGUACCUAAAGCAUAUUAGAGGUUAAUAUGAAAUUUUUCUCAUAUACAUAUAUGUAUCUAUAGUGAUGAGAACUUCCAGCUAGUGCGUGUAUCAGACAGUGUCUAGGGACACGUUUUAUAAAAGUAUUUGGUAAAGAACGUUUCUUGAUUUUUGCGGUAUUAGCUUCGGCGAAAGAAUGAUCUUUAACGUUUUGGUUCUAUAUAUGAAGUCUUUUAUAUUGACUAUUAUAUAGGAGUAUUUAUAGAAAACAAAGAAAAGAAUGUAUAUGCGCACGUAAUUAUCUAUAACGUAUCAGAUAACGUUCGAGAGAGUGGUAUCGGAAGAAAAAUCUUUGUAAGGUGCAUUUCUAAAGAAUUGGCGAUUGCUCAGGGUUCAGAACUCGCUAUAUGCCAAAUGAAAUUCGGUAGCACUAAGCAGCAAGCAAUAAUAGCAAUGUAGUUGUAAAAGAGUUACUUUCUAAAGAUGUUAUUUUAACAUGGUGUAGAGAGAGAGAGAGAGAGAGAGAGAGAGAGAGAGAGAGAGAGAGAGAGAGAGAGAGAGAGAGAGAGAGAGAGAGAGAGAGAGAGAGAGAGAGAGAGAGAGAGAGAGAGAGAGAGAGAGCGUAUAGAGUAAGGUCAAUGAAGAAAAAUGCGAUCGCAUAUUAAGCUAAGAAAAACGAUGAAGUUUUUAGAACUGUUGUGCUGGUUAUACAUAUUAAUUCAUAGAGAGUUUAAUUAUUGAUAAUAGAGCCUUAUACUAGUUUUUUUUCUGUAGAUAUGUAUAGAGAUAUAUAAUAUCUAUUCGAUAGAGAAAUUGAUAAUAUAUUUAAAAAAAAAAAAAAAAAAAAAAGAAAAAAAAAGAUUAUACACACGUGCGCGAACGCAUAGAGAAAGAGACGCGUUCGUAGAAACGUAUACAUACACAUCCAUGCUCACGUACUCAUUACUUACGCUCAACAAGUGCAUCUGUGAAUGUACGCGACUGUAGAUUGGCAGUACGCGCGCUGCCAAUGAGUAAGCAACAAAGAAUAUGAUGUCGAGGUAUACGCUCGGUAUGAAUUUGAGAUAAGGAAAUCUAUCGUUUCACGUCUUUUUCUACUAUCUUCCUGGCUUUUGAGAUGAUUUUAAAGAAUGCUGUAUAUAUGUAGACCCUAUAAUGUAUGCACAGACCAGUUUUGAAAUUCCUUCGAUUACGUGACAUUUUGUAUCCGCACUUUUCCUAUCGAUCUGGAUAGCGAUGGAAGAAUGUGCAAGGAGACAUCCUAUUUUUAUAUAAGAAAAAUUAAAGAAAACGAUAACAAUAAGAAAAAGUCUGCGGAUACCUGUCUUUAAAAAAGAAAAAGAAAAAGAAAAAAAGAGUAUGUAUGUAGUAUGGAUGUGAAUAUCGAAAAAAACUGGUAUUGCAUAUAUUAAUAUGUAGAUCUAUAUAUAGAAAGAACGUAUAUUUUUACAGGGCUCUGCCCGCGUGAUAAAAGCUCUUCCUAAUAACUCGCUAAUACACAGAUCAUUAGCAUAAAUCAUGUAAGAAUUGCGAAUGUUGAAAUUCGUGCGUUGAAACGCAAUGUGUGCGUUGUGAUAGAGCAACUCGCUCGAAACCAGGUCAAGCGUUCAUAGGAAUAUCGUAGAAUCUAUACUGAAUUUCUAAUAUUAUCAUUGUAAAUUAAUAAGAAGUUUACGGUAGUAAUUAUUCUACGAUUGACCGAUAAGAAUUAUUGAUAGGACGAUACACAGUGUACGAAUAUGUAAAUUCUUCACGAAGACCUUUCGUAUUGGUUUCGACACGUUGCUCUAUCAUUAUUUUCUUUGCGCGAUAUCGUAGGUAGACAUCAGCUACGGAAGAAAGUCUUGAUUAUAAAUGGUGCAGGGAAGAAUGCCAUGUUUAAGUAGUCGAGAUAACUUUGAUUUUUCAUGCACAUAUAACUUCAAAUUAUUCUACGUGGCACGUACUGUACUAUACGAAAAUUUAUCCGCCGGUGGAUAUUAAGUGCUUCAUUCAAAAUUUAUAUACAUAUAUACAUAUACAAUGUGAUAUGUGUAUAUGCGUAUAUAUGUACUACGUGCGAGAUAAUCUCAUCUAGAUAUUAUGUUUCCACUGUCUGUGAUAACGUUGCAAUACUUAGUACAACUCGUUGUCAUUGCUAUACCUGAAGAAAACGCAAGCUUUAGAGUCGCCUAAGUGGUUUUUAUUUGGGUUUCUCUAUGUCCUAUUCGUAUUCUCUCCAGUCGGUAGAAGAGAUAUUUAAUGGACUACUUGGCAUUCUUGUUCACACCUCUACUUUUAUCAUUUUCUUUGGGAUCAGAAAAGAAAGCCAAGAUGAAAAAAAAAGGGGUAAGAGGGGGAUGAGAUAAAACGAUUGGAAAAGGGAGAAAAUUUGUAUUUGAUAAAAAUUCGUUGGAGACUAGCGCGUAGCUCUUGUUCUCUGCGACCAAAGGUCCGAUCUUCCAUGUAGAGUUUAUCGUAAAUUCAAGUCGAUCGAUUAUAAGAUGGCCGGAGAUCAUUUAUCGUCAUUAACAAUCGUAGCUGAUUGUUAGGAUAGAUUAAUAAAAGAGAAAACAAAAAAGCCUUUAACGAGAUAUAGAUGAUCGAUCGUUUAUAGCGACACAUAAAAUACAAUGAAGCAAUGCGUUCAUGCGAUGGUUCUUGUCGGUUAUAAUAAAAGAGAAUACUCUGUUGGAUUAUUCGAGGAAAAUGAGGUAUGCUUUUGCCGUGGUACGUUCUAGGAAAUUGGAUAGAGAGCAGCAGUCGAAAUGCUACUAUUGAUCGGUAGAUCCGAUCAAUUUAAUAAAAGGAAAAUGUAUAUAUAUAUAUAUAUAUAUAUAUAUAUAUAUAUAUAUAUAUACACACACACACACACACACACACACACACACACACGUGUAUGCAAUUAUCAUCGUCGGCCAAGGAACUACCGUGUAUCAAUUGGAUAGAGUUGUUUUUACAAAUAAGAACCAUUUGACCGGCGGUAAUGACAACGAGAUUGGUCGGCGGAUUUCCUAAAGUAGGAAUACGUCGGCCGCGUGAUACACCAGAAAUAUGGAAUAUGGAGCAAGAUAGACAAAAUGUACCGCAACCUAACCACGGACAAUCAAAAUGGAACAUGGUGUUUGAUUUGCUUCCAUUACAUGACAUCGUGCCAAACGCAGAAAAAAAAAUCUUUUUAUUUCAUAAUAUGAAUAUAUACUAUAAUUUAUUCAUCUAUACGUUUAUAAAGCGUAUACGUUUAUAAAGAUAAAAUCUUUGUUAUCUGUAAUAUCAUCGUUAUCUUUGUCAUCGUCAUAAUCAUCGUUAUCACGAUCAUAAGCAUUACCAUCGUCACCUUCGUCAUUCAAAAAAUAUCAUCAUCAUAAUUAUUUACACCCAUCGAGAGAUCGUGUUUAUUAUCGUCGUUGGCGUCGACUUUAGUCGACUUCAUCAUUAUAUUGCUAUAUUACCGCUAUUACUAAUUUUAAAACGAAUCAUGCGCUGUAAAAUGUUUGUUAAGUUUUUGACCUUGCUUAUGUAUUUUAAGUAUAUUUAAUAUGCCACGUUGUAAUCACGAUGAAAUCUUGUCUAAUGAAACGGAUAAAAAUGGAAUACAAAAAGGAA